AUGCAUACGCAAAAGAAGGUUGUCCUUCAGUGGCCAAAGGUUUCCUCUGAGUAAUCACUUGUGCUUUAUUACAACUGCCGCUUAGAGUCGCUAGACCGCUAAUCGAUUAUGUCUACACAGGCCAGCUGGAAGUCAAUGAGGCCAAUGCUACUGGUCUGAUUUUGCUGUCGCAGCAACUCGUAAUGCCUCAGGUGGAAGAGUGGGCGGUGAGUUUUAUGGCCGCCAGGUAGGUGUUAUCGAAAUCUCAUGAACUCCCAGGUUUAACUCCGAAAACAUAAAAAAUUACUGGGACCUCGCAGGGUUGAUUAAGAGCGAACAGCUAAUGAAGGCCUGUCUUCAGCACAUAAAGACAAACUUUGAAGCCACGGUUGCAAGUGACUUCUUCAUCCAGCUGCCAGCUGACACUGUCUUGUCCAUACUGCGUGCUGAUGACCUCAUCGUGGAGAGUGAGGAGAUCGCCUUCAAUUCAAUCGGACGUUGGGUAAGUUCAUCUGACGAAGUUGAAGAAACCCGACUGGUGCACGCGGAGGCGAUGCUGCGGGAAGUGCGAUGGAAGCAAGUGGAUGCUGACUUUAGAUGCAGACUGCUAAAUGAAGAAGGCUUUUGGAAUAAAACUAUGGAGUGUUUGUAAGUUGCGAAAACGCUUUUAACCUCUUGAAUUAUUUAAGAAAACUCCUAGGUCGCAUAAUCGCCUGGAUCGAACAUCCGUCCUCGAGAGUAGAUAGAGAGUGUCCGUUUAAUGAUAAACGCAGAAGGUCCGUGGGUGGCAUCUGCCUCAUCGGCACUGCAGACACUGACCGGAUGUGCAUGAUCGAGUACGAUGUCGACGCAAACACUUCGAAGCCACUAGCAGAAGUAACAAGUUCAUAUAGCGCGGCCUUCGUGGCCAUCGAGGGUGAGUCCCGUGCAUUGGAAUUUUGAGAGAACAAUCAGCUGUUAUACCUGUCUUUGUUUAUUUUUGACUGUCACCUGGAAUCGAUGUUGAACGCGGACUUGUAGAGGGCUAGUCGUUAAGAGGCGUAUGCCGUGAUUGCUGGCGAGAAGGCGCAUCCAGGUGGUCGGGUACGACUGUUUGGAGGCAGGUGUGUCGGAGCUGAAUUCGGUCGAGUGGCUUCAGGUCAGCGCUUGUGAAACGGUUCGCUGCAGGGGGCUGAAUGACCUUGAGGCAGCGAGGCCUUGAACGGGGACACCAGGCAGUCAUGAUGGCUGUCGACAACACUGAUAUUCUCCCGACCAAUAUCACAUGCUGUUUUAAACGUACUUGAUUUUGCCCUAGCAACUGUUAUCCAUCCGUUGUUUACUUGCCUACUGAACCCAGCGCACGUGUGCCAACCUUGGCAGCCAUCUGUCUGCGGCUUUGGUCAGACAUUCGUCUCUCAGCAAAUUCAUAAGGCAUGAUAGUGUUUGGUAUGCAAAACGACUGCCUGCUUCCAUGCUUUCACAUCGAACGCGAGCCGUGGGAGAUUGCUCGCAUGCUUCUUAACUGACAGCGUCCCGUCGCAUAGAAAUAAGUGGAGAAAAUUGUUUUUCGUCUUCUCUUUUACCUUUCUCCAUUAGCCAGAACAUUCAUUUUUUAUCGCUGCUGGCGUUCAGCAAGCUUACGCCCCGCCUCACCGGCGAUUUUAAGCCGCGCGAUGGAAGACACAUGUUGCGCAUAGUCUUUCAACUUCUGGCCAGAACCCUUUUGCCAUUGUAUAAGCCUGUGGUACAAGACCGGAAGUCGUUGUAAAACAGCAUGUCUGUGCCAGAUCCUCCGACUUCAUGAGAACACUCAUUGUGGGGUAAUUUAUCGCCUUUAAAUGUGUAUUUUCUCACAUAGUCGACGCCUUUCGUUGAUAUCCUUGACACUCGUUUUCGUAUCUCCUCACUUCGCUCCUUAUUGCAUUGGAAACAGGCUGCAUCUUCGCGAUUGGAGGGAAUUGGCAUGGCGGCAGCUUUCCAAAUGUUGACAAAUUUGAUACUAAGGACCUUCGGUGGAUGGAAUGUGCGCCGCUCUCCACGGGUCGGAUGUACCAUUCGGUAGUUGCCGUCCCUGUCGGUCAGGAAAAAGUGAUUUGUGUCUUCGGAGGAAGCAACAGGAAGUACGAGUGUCUUGACACUUGUGAAGUCUACUCUGCACAGGAAGACAAGUGAGUCUGCUGGGUGUCGUAACCACAUAGCAAAGUACAUAGCAAUAUUGCUCACCGCCAAAAAUGAGGCAGGCUUGAAUGAAUUUUUCUGCCAUAUGGAACGGUCGUAAGUCAACCUGGCUCUUCUCCCAGACUCGAGGCCUGAGUGCAUUACGCACAGCAUAAGGACACCGCGUUUAUCCUGUUUUUCUUACUUGAAGUGAAAGCCAAUUAAUCUCCUGUCUAAACUUGGCCCCUCUUUGCUCAGGCUUAACUUUAAUCAAAGGUAAUUGUCUACGCCCGCUUAUGUGAUCUCACUUUCUGGCCGGAACUCCCUUAGAUUUUUGACAGUCAGAAAGGUCCCUGGCGUAGUUUAACAGUCUACCUCUUCCAUAGUCUUUCUCAGGUUUCACAGGCGUUAUUUGUUAGCUCAUUGAGAAUUUAGUGAGGAUACUUUGGCUGUUUUUGCUGAAAGUGUACAUUUGGUCUAAGAAUGCAUGAAAUACAGAUUGGCAAAACAUUUCGACUGAAGAAGUGUGCACAUACUGCCCAAAACACGAAGAUGUUUGAUGUAGCCAACAGCAACGGAGCGCCUGUUACUGCACUGAACAGUUUCCUGAGAAGAGUGACAGGAUUGACAUUCGCGGUUUAGGACGGCGACCUACCGGUAAGGUUUGAGGCACUUAACCCGCCGAAACCUCCAGAAGUGGAGCAAUUUUUAGUGCUUUUAUCCUACCCUUAUCGGCAACACCCCCUUCCACUCUCCGAAAUUCAAAGAGUUGCUGAAUAUAGCCACGAUUCGAUGAGGAUCUCAGAUCUCAUACUAGUUAGACUGCGAUAAAGUUCAUAUUAGAGCUAUUGCAGCCUGUCCCUCAGUUCUUAAUUGGCCCGAAUAACUUGGUCAAGUGUCUAGACACGAUUUUUGGCCGUCUUGAUGGUUUAAACGCUUGUAUGUUAAGUUAUGGUGAAGAAAAUGAACAUCGAAUCGACUUCACUUUCGCCUCACCCAUGUGCUAGCAGCCCGUCCGUUCAGAACCGAUUUGAGUCCAGACUGCACUCAGUGGAUCUGCCGUCGCCAACCACAUGACGCGUCCGAUCUUAAAUCUCAGUAGUAGUAGGAGCAACGAAUGCCACAUUAGUGAGUGGUCAUUGCAGCCUGGUCCUCGUUUCAAUAGGUGGUAGAGUUUUCAUGUCAUCUGACACUCCCAAGUUACGUUUUUAAACGCGCUUUUUGUCGACGUAAAAUUCGUCAAACUGGCCCUGCUGACUAGAUUGUUUUCAUAAGUAGGUCACCGUUGCAGUGACCUAACUGAGUCACACUUUUCACCGUUGCCUUCAUUUCAGAUGGUAUAAACUACCUAGUUUAAAAGAAAAAAAGCAAUGCUCUACCGCUGUUGCGCUGCCGGACGGUCGCGUGUUUGUGAUCGGUGGGCUAUCUAGUGUCAAAUGGCUGUCCUCUGUGGAGAUGUGUCAUUUACGAGAGCUUGCAGACUGGCGCGGACCACGAAGGUCAUCGGACAGCUUUUGGAAGGCAGCUGCUCCCAUGAUAUCCGCAUGUAAAAUCCGCGCAGCAGUCGCAUUCAAGGGCAGCAUAUUUGUUGCUGCACAAUCCGUUGACGUUUUCGCCCCGCCCGACAACCGGCGGCCGUUGGGACAGUGGACAAGCCUCCUUUAUUGUAGAAUGAUGGAUUAUAUAGGCGCUUUCGCCGUCUACCAGGACAGACUAUUUUCUUUCCGUAAGUCCACAGUCCUGCUGCCCCAAUGACUUGAAUUUACUGUCCUUGAAUCUGCUUCAGAUCGACUGAAGUGCUAUUGAUCGUGAGGUCUAUGACUGUCAGAAUGGUCUAGUGCGAUCUGAUACUUUCUCUCGUCUUUCUAAGCAUUCUCCCUGUAUUCUUAUCACAACUAAAAGAUCGGGAGGGCACCGAGGUAGGCAGUGCAGUGACAACUGCAUAAAGACACAAAUAUGAGGAAUUUGUUGGCAUCUUCAAUUUGAGAUUUAGGGCCACACGCUGUAGUCUAUCCAGGGCAUAUGUUUUCAAAGUGUCAGCUCGUUUUGAUAAGUGGCUGGUCGACUAUUACAGACAGCGGCGUCUAAUUCAACCCCAGCAAAAUGAUCAUAGCGCCAGUCAUCUAAGGAUUCAUUUUUAUGUGGGACAGCCGUUCGCUACGUCUACCACAUUCUCUCCUUCAUUGACAGUCUGGCACAGUGUACUUUCGUCAGUGCAUUUUUGUGCAACGGCGGUCAAUUUCAUCGCGAAACCCUCGGCUUAAGUCCGCCUCAAACGCCUCACUUGCUCUACACUGUAAAGGGACAUUCAAGUUAUAUAUAUAUAUUUCGAAAGAAAUAAGGUCUUUGGGAUAGAUUAGCAAGGUUUAUUGUAAAUUUUCGAUCUUGGUUCCCCAAGUUGGAAACCGGACACAAAUUCGCCUGGGACAGGACCCGCAUUGUAGGUGUGUGUUCAUCUUAAAAGGGCCGUGAAAUUUUAGAGGCCAUCCAUUCUGAUAACGCAAACAUCAAUAGACACGUAGAAUUGGAUACGGUGUACAACAGCCUCAAGGAAAAGCGGAAAAGGCAUUAGCCAAUCAGAACAAGACACCAGCAGGAAUGACAAGGCAAAAUCGAUUUUUCGGCAUGUUUAAAUGUUGACUGUUUUGCACACUUAUUCCACGUCUGAAGACGACUUGGGGAACCAAGAUUGAAAAUUUACAAUAAACCUUGUUAAUCUUUCCCAAAGAGCUUAUUUCUUUCGAAUUAUGAUUUUUGGGAUGCCUCUUUUCAAAUUCAUACAUAUAAAUUUAUUGAAUAACUGAAGUAGUAUGCAUUCCGAGAUGAUAUGAUGAAAGAAGGAAGUCCGUCGGAAAUAGAGUUUUACUCGUAAAUUUUCGAGCUGGUUGCACCAACCCGUCGUCAGACAAAGUGAAAAGUGAGAGGUGGCAUUGUCACACUGCUGGUUGAGGACGCAGACAGAGAGGUAAGCAGACGACCUUGUGAGGGGGAGGUGUGCAUGGCGUUGUGAUGGGUGCGGGAGGUGAGGAUAGAUGUUGUGGGCCCAAGCUGUGGCUCAGCGUGUUGGGGGAGGGAGGUGGAGUAGGGCAGGGUGGUAGGAAUGGCGUGUCGGCGAGAUCAUGCAUGUCCGGGCACGCAUUAGCUGUUGUUGUUCUUUAGGUGGGCGCCAGUCAGUCCACCGUGAUCGGAGACCCUCGUAGUGGACAUCAAGGUCAACAUGGCGGUUAAUGCUAUCUGCACCGGAGUGCCAAGCUUCGAGAAAUUCCCGUGCAUGUUUAGUGUUAGCCAUGGCGACCACUUCGGCACCGUCCCAAUUGAAACGGUGGUCACAAUCAAGAACGUGGGCAAACACGAGAGAUAAGGGGUCGCGUCGGCGGAUAGUUGACUUGUGUUCAUUAAUGCGAGUCCCAAGUUGUCGACCCGUGUGACCAAUAUAAACGCAACGGCAGUUAGCGCACGGGAUGCGGUAAAUGACGUUACUUUGUUGUUCCUUGGGUAUGGGAUCCUUUGCCCGGGAUAGUGCUGCGCGUAAUGAGGACGCCGGCUUGUGGGCAAUGCAGAUGCCAAACCGGUUUAGUUGUCGGGCCAUCACUUCAGAAAUUCCUCGCAUGUAGGGCAGGGAAUAAUAUUUCCUCUGUGUCGCUUCUCCACAUGGACUCUGAUCUUGUGGUUGCCUCUGACGUCUGAGACAGUUUUUCACGAAGCUAAUCGGAUAUCCGUUAGAUCGGAAUAAUUGGUAUAAGUAGGCUAGCCCUCUCUUAAGUAGAUACUGGCCGCUACAGUACCGAAGGGCUCGGUGAAAAAGAGUUUGAACGCAGCUUUUUUUGUGGGCCGUAGGAUGAUUACUCCGGUAGUUGAGGAUGAUUUCGGCGCUGGAGUCUUUUCUGUGGACGCUGGUUGCGAGAUUGCCAUCAGUCAGUCUUUGUACACUGACGUCAAGAAAAGGGAGGAUGUCCCCUGUUGCUUCUUCGCGUGUGAAUUGUAUGGCGGAGAAAACACCGUUAAGACUCUGGUGCAGUCGUUCAACUUCGCAGUUUUUUAUGACUACGAAGGUAUCAUCUACGUAGCGGAGCCACAUUUUUGGUCUGAUGGCUUGAAUAACAACUUCUUCUAGUCUUUGUAAUACUAGUUCGGCGAGUAGGCCCGAUAUCGGUGAACCCAUGGGGGUGCUCUUGACCUGCUGAUAAUACUGGCCAUCGAAUUGACAAUAGUUCUUAAGACAAAGCCCAAGCAUGUCUAAAACGUGCUCUGUUGGAAUGCCAAUCGGAGUUUCCUCCAGGCGUUAUUUGGCAUCUUCAUUGCCCACAAGCCGGAGUCCUCUGUGCGCGCAACACUAUCGCGAGUGAAAUACCCUAUACCUAAAGAGCAGCUAACCAAUGUCAUCUACCGCAUCCCUUGCGCCGACCGCUCUUGCGACUAUGCUGGUCAUACAGGCCGACGACUUGGGACGCGUAUAAACGAGCAUAAACUAGCCAUCCGCCGACGUGACCCUUUGUCACUCGUGUUUGCACACGCCCUUGAAUGCGACCAUCGCUUCAAAUGGGAAGGAACUUAAGUUGUUGCCAUGGCGAACACCAAACAAGCUCGUGAAUUCUUCGAAGCCUGGCACUCUAACACGACAAGCAUCAAUCGCCAUGUCGAUCUAGAUGCUCAUUACGAAGGUCUGCGUGCCCGGCUCACUGACUUGCGCCCACGACCUAACAACAGCCGCUAAUCCACACUGGGCCAUGUAGAAUCGCACUAUUUCGUCACCCCAUUACAGCCCCAGACACAGCGAACCGCAACUGCAACCUGUAACACCUCUACGUUGGACUCACUGACCUCCGCCCGCAUGCCGGAUAGACGACCAUUAAGUCCACGGCCCAUAGUUCCAUUGAUUCGUCAUCCCCCCUACCCUCCAACACAGGGAGCCGCAACAGUUCCCCCUUCCCUCCGCCGCCACGGAUCUCAGCCUAAUUAUCUGUCCACCCCCAUUCACACAUUAGUUGCUUGGCUGUCAAUGGCUGCCCUGUCACGCCAGCAAAUUUAUUCUGACCAGUUCACUUCCUCCACUGUUUAUUUCGUCUGACGACGGGUUGGCGUCAACAGCUCGAAAAUUUACGAGUACAACUCAAUUUUUCCGACGAGCCUUCUCUCUUCGUAUAUAUAUUCAAACACACUGUAAUGACAACGACGGGAGGAGAGAGGAAGUGAAGUACCUGCAUUCCCUAUCCACAGCCAAUGGUUACCCACGAUCCUUCAUACGUGAGUGCCGAAGAAGAUUUAACCGCGAACAAUCUAAUGAUGAGAAGCCGAAGUUCUGGCUCGCAAUCUCCUACAUGAGGAAUGUUUCUGAGGCGACAGCAAGAAUCCUGAGCCCUUUUGGGAUUGGGGUGGCCCAUAAACCGGAAUCCACUAUCAGGCAGCAGAUAAUGAGGCCCAAAGACCAGCUACCUGCAACGGAGCAAUCAGCAGUGGUCUACAGCAUACCUUGCCAAGAUUGUGGUGCAAGGUAUGCUGGUGAAACGGGCAAACGCCUCUGCACAAGAUUGCACGAGCACCAGCUUGCAGUCAACCGCGAGGAUAAGCUGUCACUGGUAUAUGGCCACAUACAACAGGAGAAGCACAGUUUCGCCUUUGGGGAAGCUAGCGUCAUCGGCCGAGCCAGCGACAAGAUGGCCAGACUGGUUCUCGAAAGUUGGUCCUCAGUUGACACAAUCAACAGAGCCAUUGAUCUUCAUCCGACCUACCAGGCGCUUCGUACGAGGCUCCAGUCAGUUCGGACGGGGCCGACAACACUGGCGAACAAAUCGCGGCUCUCUCAACAGUUGUCACCUUCCCAGUAGGGGGAGAGAGCCAGCCGGCUGUCAGACGACCGACGCGAGACAUCGACCCACCGACGCGCCCAAACAGCCGACCACGAUUCCCACAUGCAACGGCAGCCGAUCGGCCCGUCAAAUUAUGGGGGGAGGGCCCAAGGGCACACGGACCUAGCAGCGACAACAGCGGCCGGGCAGGGGGCAGAGGUCACACCAGCGCCCCAACGGACGGCCACGGAGAGACCUAAGCCAAUCGCCCGCCAGCAAACAGGUCAGAGUUCGUGUAUCAGGCAUGCCUAUAACACGAGACAGGCGGCGAGACAGAACAACUCUGAGCUAGCAGGAACAAACACCCUACCACUACUCUGAUGAUGGAAUCGAGAAAGAUUCCGAAACGUCAGCACCAAUACAGUGUGGUCCAUGGCAUCGCCUCUUUUUCUUCUUCGUCUUCUUUUGGGGAUGAUGAACGGGAUAUAUAUAUAUAUGUAGUGGUAGGGGGCGCUGACCGAUCGUUCAUACAGAACUCACUCGUUCCGUUGUGCCUUAUGGACUCUCUCUCGAGCCCAACCAGCAGCCGUACAGCGGCGCAUGAUAUAUAGGCAGAAUGGUAUUACCAGUCUCCCUUGUCUUUGUCGGUAAUACCAUUCUGCCUAUAUAUAUAUGUGUGUACCUCAGAGGGGGUAUGCAUUCCGAGUAGAUAUAAUGAAAAAAUAGAAGAGGUUCUUCGGAACAGUCGAGUUGUACUCGUGAAUUUUUGAGCUGGUGACACCAACCCGUCGUCAGACGUAAUGAAAAACGAGGGCGAAAGUUAUGUUGUCACAGUAGACUAGUUCGUGUGAUAGGACAGAACAGACCACUGACCUGUGAGGGGGGGAGUGGGGUGGGCUCCCGAGGUCGUGGUAGGUCACUGAGUGAGGGGCGGGGAAGGGAGAGGAGGCGGAACAAUUACGGCGCACCGUGCUGGAGGGGGGGGGUGAGUGGCGAAUCAGUUCGCAUGCGGGCGGCUGCAUUUGCGGUCGUUGAUGCGCUUGAUGCAUACCCCCUCUGAACUACAACGUAUAUUCUGGCGUCGAACGCUUAUUUUUACCAGACGUUGGGAGAAAUUUACACAGAGACAUGCGAUGACUAGCGAACAACUGACUUUCCUCCACCGCGGUCGCGAUCAGGGUGUGUUACCGAAGUCUCUUCGUUUCAAACCGACGUUGUCGAAUGAGACCGGGAGAUUUCUUGCGCGCAAAUACGGAUGGCGUGUUUUGAGUGCUAUAAUUUAUGACGUUCACAAUCGUCUCCACAAAUUCGAAGCAAAAAUUACUGACCUAAAAAUCAGUGCGCUUCAGCGCUACCUGAGCACGUAUUCGAGGAUGUGCAGCAAAGAAUUAACGCCACCACCAAGGAUGCAAGAUUGAAGAAGAGACUUGAUCUCCAGUAGAAUCUCCAUUCACUUCUCCGUCCUACGAACCAAGGAAAUUUGACCACGAGAGUUGUCAACCUAUCGAAGAGGAGUCUCUCACCUGCGGAAAUCAACCUCCUAUCCAAGGGAAUAGGAUUUAAUCAUGCGGAUGCCACACCUACCGACUUCCUAGCUGAGCUUGAGUCCAUUCUACUGGCCUCCAACAUUCCGGAAGACAUGCGCGCGAACAUACGAUGCUGCGCCACCGGUACUCUCCGGCCAAAAAGAUACCAACAAAAUCUACCGGCGGAAGAAGCGCAAGCAUUACGAUCAUUGAAGUCGGAUCACAGUACUGUCGUUGUUCCCGCUGACAAGGGUGGCGCUACUGUCAUCAUGGACAAAGUUGAAUACGUUAACAAGGCGAAUGAAAUCUUCAGUGGCAUGGAGGCCUAUACCCUUCUUGCUGAAGAUCCGACUAAAAAGCAAGCUGCAGCCAUCAAAAAGAAGGUUAAUGAGCUCGCUCGUUUGAAAGUUAUCAGACCAGAUGACUCCAAGUUGAUGACCCUUAGUGAUCCCCACAUCGCACACGCGUACGGCCUCCCAAAAGUGCACAAAGUGGAUGUCCCCUGAGGAUUAUAGUGCCACUUAUCGGAUCACCCACUUACAAUAUAGCUAAGUGGUUAUACAGUCGUCUGAAGCGGCUCACUCAUGGAUCGGAUUAUAGCAUUAAAGACUCUCAAGCGUUCCUCCGCAGGGUACAAGGCCUCAAAGUAAGUACCGAUGAAUGCUUCCUGUCCUUUGACGUCGUUGCCUUGUUUUCUUCCAUACAACAUGAUUUGGCGAUCGAAUGCGUAAGCCAACGCCUACAGAACAAUCCUAUUGAGAUCCCAACGCAGCAUGAUUUAGAACUGCUAAAUCUUUGCCUUAGGAACUAUUUUCAAUUUGAUAAUAUGUAUUGCCAACAGGUAAAGGGAACCCCGAUGGGCUCACCAAUAUCAGGACUGCUCGCCGAACUAGUUUUGCAGCGACUAGAAGAGAUAGUUUUCCAAACUACCAAGCCUAAACUAUGGCUUCGUUAUGUUGAUGACACCUUCAUCAUAAUAACGAAGUGCGAAGUCGAACGGCUUCACCAGAGCCUGAAUGAAGUUUUCCCAGCCAUACAGUUUACCCGCGAAGAGGCAAUUGGAGACAGCUUGCCGUUUCUGGACGUGAGGAUACAGAAGUUGAGCGAUGGUAGCCUGGCAACAAGCGUCCAUAGGAAAGACUCUAACUCUGUGAUUAUCCUCAACUAUGAAAGCAACCACCUUGCAGCUCACAAAAGAAGCUGCGUCCGAACUCCGUUCCACCAGGCCUACCGUUAUUGUAACGGCAACGAUCUCCUGAAUAAAGAGCUUGCUCACCUGUAUCGGUUAUUCUGCUCUAACGGAUAUCCGAUCAGUUUUGCAAAGAACUGUCUCAGGCAGCAGACACAGUCGCAAGACGCCACACCCAACGGAGAGAUUGUGACGCGAAAAUUCUUCUCCUUGCCAUAUAUGCGUAGAACUUCUGUAAUUAUCGCCCGGCAGUUCAGCCGCUUGGGUAUUCACGUUGCCCACAAACCGUCAUCUUCACUACGCGCAGCACUAUCUCGAGUGAAGGAUCCCAUCCCGAAAGAGCAACAAACGAAUGUAAUUUAUCGCAUCCCGUGUGCUAAUUGCUCUUGCGUUUAUGUUGGCCAUACAGGUCGAUGCCUGGGCACCCGUAUCAACGAACACAAACUAGCUAUCCGUCGGCGAGACCCCCUGUCCCUCGUCUUUGCCCAUGCACUCGAGUACGACCACCGAUUCAAUUGGGAUGACACUGAGGUCGUCGCCAUGGCUAACACAAAGCGAGCGAGGGGAUUUCUCGAGGCUUGGUACUCCAAUGCGGGUAGUAUCAACCGUCACAUUGAUUUAGACACCCAUUACGUAGGUCUAAGUUCACGAAUGACUGCCCCCUGCCCUAAUCACGCAUCAACGACCGCGAAUGCAGCCGCCCGCAUGCCAACUGAUUCACCACCCACCCUCCCCCUCCAGCACGGUGCGCCGUAAUUGUUCCGCCUCCUCUUUCUUCCCCGCCCCUCACUCAGUGACCUACCAUGACCUCGGGAGCCCACCCCACCCCCCCCUCACAGGUCAGUGGUCUGUUCUGUCCUAUCACACGAACUAGUCUACUGUGACAACAUAACUUUCGCCCUCAUUUUUUAUUAUGUCUGACGACGGGUUGGUGUCAACAGCUCGAAAAUUCACGAGUACAACUCAACUGUUCCGAAGAACCUCUUCUAUUUUUUCAUAUAUAUAUAUAUAUAUAUAUAUAAUGGUAGGGGGCGCUCACCGAUCGUUCAUACGGAACUCACUCAUUCCGUUGUGCUUUAAGGGCUCUCUUGAGCCAAACCAGCGGCCGCACAGCGGCGCAUGAUAUAGAGGCAGAAUGGUAUUACCGACAAAUACAAUGGAGAAAUGGCCAGAAAUGGCCAUUCCAGUCUCCCUUGUCUUUGUCGAUAAUACCAUUCUGCAUAUAUAUAUAUAUAUGAGAAGAAGAGGCGAUCUCGGGAACCAUGAUUGUAUUGUCCUGACGUUUCAAAAGCAGACAAGCUUUCAUCGUCGGUGAAAGCUUGUCUGCUUUUGAAACGUCAGGGCAUUACAAUCAUGGUUCCCGAGAUCGCCUCUUCUUCUCAUUUAUGUCCGGGGACUCGAAUCUUAGCUUCUAUUAGCAAUUUAUAUAUAUAUAUAUUAUGACAGAUGAGCGCUCACCGAUCAGGUUACAGAACAUGCUCGUUCUGUUGUGCCUUGGGGCUCAUACUUAAACCCAAGACACAACAGAACGAGCAUGUUCUGUAACCUGAUCGGUGAGCGCCCAUCUGCCAUAAUUCAUAUUCCAGAUCACAACCGACAGGACAACGGGACCGUGGCUCAAUGGUAGAGCGUCAAACUCCAUGACCAAAUAUCCCCGGUUCGAAUCUCAAGUGAUCAACACUUGGGGUUGGGUAUGACUGGCUGAUGACGGCUAAUAAACCAGAAAUGGCCAUUCCGGUCUCCCUUGUCUUUGUCGGCUCCUUCUCAUCUAUGUCUACUACUAGUCGCUGUGCGACUGCCUGCGAGGGUUCUAGUAUGAGCCCCAAGGCACAACGGAACGAGCCUGUUCCGUAACCUGAUCGGCGAACGCCCACUGUCAUAAUGUAUAUAUAUAUGAAAGGAGGAAGUCCGUCGGAAAUAGAGUUUUACUCGUGAAUUUUCCAGCUGGUUGCACCAACCCGUCGUCAGACAAAGUGAAAAGUGAGAGGUGGCAUUGUCACACUGCUGGUUGAGGACGCAGACAGAGAGUUAAGCAGACGACCUUGUGAGGGGGAGGUGUGCAUCGAUGUUGUGUGUCCCAGUUGUGGUUCACCGUGUUGGGGGGGGAAGGGGGGAGUAGGGCAGGGAGGUAGGAAUGGCGUGUCGGCGAGAUCAUAUAUAUAUAUAUAUAUAUAUAUAUUUCGUAGUCGAAUGUAUGCUUUGGGAAAGGAAGUUUAUUGUGCAAAUUUUCGACGCCGGUUCCCCGAGUCGUCGUCAGGCACAGACGGAGAGCAAAUGCGCCAACACAGCUUACAUCUUAAGUGCACUUAAAAAAUUGCUAAUCGCUUAACGUUCACGCCAGUAAGCGGCCGUCGUUUGUGUCAGUCCGUUCUGAUUGGUCCUCGCCUCUUCCAUCUCUCCUUGAGAUUUCUGUACGCGGCAUCCAACUCGAUGUGCCGGUUGAUGCAUGAUUCGUCUGAGUGCAUGGCCUCAAGGAACUUUCGGCCUUUCUUUGAGGGGCACACAGCGACAAUGCGAGUUAUCUCCCAAGCAAAAGUGUGCCCGGUGUCCAGGGUGUGCAUGGCCACCUGAGACAGAUGGUCUCGCACACACGCAUCACAAGGGAUCUUGUAAACGACUUCGUUUUUGUCCAGAUAGUUAACCCUAUCUUUAGGAUGUACGAGCUGAGUGCGCAAAUUAGUCGGCGGUCGGUGCGCUACCUGAAUUUGGUGCUUCCUUAAGUGUCUUUCAACGAGUUCAGACAGAUUUUUAAUGUAAGGAAGUGUCCGCCAAGUUUUUGGCUCGGACGUCUGAUUUGGACUACUUGGCUCCUUUCUCUUCGACUCUUUCUGCCUAAUGCAUCGGGGCACAAAAUCUCUAGGGUACCCAUUCCGCGAAAACAAUUCACACAAGAAUUUGAGUUCGUCUUGAUAGCCUUCUUCAUCAGAGCAAUGUGUUUUUGCUCGAUUAAGCAGACUUUUGACAGCACCCCGUUUGUGAGAAAUUGGUUGAUUGCUCUCGUAAGGCAGAAUAAAUUCCGCGUAAGUGUCUUUACGGUAAACUGAUGUACGUUGUGUUCCGUCAGUCUUUCUUUGUACGAGAACAUCCAGGAAAGGCAGUUUACUGUCGACUUCCUUUUCGAGUGUGAACGUAAUCCCCGGAAUCGUCGAGUAUAUAUUGGGCUCUCUCUCGAGCCCAACCAGCAGCCGCACAGCAACGCAUGAUAUAUAGGCAGAAUGGUAUUAUCGACAAAGACAAGGGAGACUGGAAUGGCCAUUUCUGGCUUAUUAGCCGUCGUCAGCCAGCCAUACCCAAGCCCGAAGUGUGGAACACCCGAGCCUCGAACUCGCGACCUGUUGGUUUAGAAGUCAACGCCUCUACUCACCGGGCCACGAGCCCGUUGCCUUGUUGGUUUUAGAUCGGGAAUAUACAAUGUUAGGGGGCGCUCACCGAUCGUUCAUACGGAACUCACUCGUUCCGUUGUGCCUUGAGGGCUCUCUCGAGCCCAACCAGCAGCCGCACAGCGGCGCAUGAUAUAUAGGCAGAAUAGUAUUACCGACAAAGACAAGGGAGACUGGAAUGGCCAUUUCUGGCUUAUUAGCCGUCGUCAGCCAGCCAUACCCAAGCCCGAAGUGUGGAACACCCAAGGCUCGAACUCGCAACCUGUUAGUUAGAAGUCCAUCGCCUUUCACCAGUCUCCCUAGUCCUUGUCGGUAAUACCAUUUUGUCUAUAUCAUGUGCCGCUCUACGGCUGCUGGUUGGACUCGAGAGAGAGCCCUAAGGCACAACGGGACGAAUGAGUUUCGUAGUAACGAUGGGUGAGCGCCCCUCUUCCUUUGUAUAUUCCCGAUCGCAACCGAUAGGAGAACGGGCCCGUGGCCCAGUGGUUAGAUUCAGUGCACUUCUGACUAACAGGUCGCGAUUUCGAGCCUCGGGUGUCCCUAUACUUCCUGGUUGUGUAUAACCGGCUGACAAGGGCUAAUGAGGCAGAAAUGACCAUUCUAGUCUCCCUUGUUUUUGUCAGUAAUAAGAUUCUGCAUAUAUCAUGCGCUGUUGUGUGGCUACUGGUUAGGCUCGAAAGAGAGCCCUAAGGGACAAUGGGACGAGUGAGUUGCGUAGAAACGAUCAGUGAGCGCCUCUCUACUAUUAUAUAUAGACCUUUGCUUGGAAGGUUUCUUGGCUUCUAGGUGAAGCCGAUGCUUUCAGGAAAUAACGCUGAAUUUAUACGUUGCGUGUUUUUCUUGGGCUAACUCGGAUAGCGCCAUCAAAUGUGUUUCUGAAUGUUGCGGACUUCGACCGUCUGGUCUUGUGUAUAGUCGGGCCAUAAUUCAUCGCCAGGCAUGCGUGGUUUUGAGCUGGACUAUGACUGCCUCGAGACAGUGAAAUUAACUCGGGGAAUUAUCGUUUCACUUUCCCCUUGUUCAAUGACAAUUAUGCUUUUGUGUAUUUGUUUUGGACUGUCUUUUUUGCGACUGACUGAAUGACGGGGAAUUGUCUAGUUUUUGUAGUAUGCCGCCUCAUUAACAAGACGAAAUAUUCUGAAGGCUGAAGUACCCAGUCGUCGAUCUGACUCUGUAACCUUACUUCGUCGUCUGGCUGGUCGAAACGGGACAAACGGUGUGAUACCAGUCGACGGUACUUUGUCCAACAUGAUACGGUUGUCUUUAUUCCUAAAUUAUCUGCAGUUGAAUCGACCUGGGAGAUAGCUGCACACGGUUCUCGAUUCUACAGCACAAGAGGAACUUUUUCGAUAGAUGACAGUCGCCGAUGUGUCGUCUAGCGUAUGUUUUCCAUAAAUGGGCAAAUCUCGUGAUUACUGUUCUCAAGCUGGAGAAGAUGGCGGUUUCAGUGUUCUCCGGUCGAUUUAUUGUCUUAAAGCCAGAUAGGAGACAAUGUAUGCACUGGCACUUAAAGCGGCUUGAAAAGUCAUUUCAAACCUUUGAAGGUCUAUAUGAACUCGCGGCGUUAUAUUACUCCGUUCAUAGUAUCUUCUCGGUUCAUCCACCUCUGUUGUUAUAGGUGAUACACUGAUGGCUGUGACUGAAUGUGUACCUGGGCGUUUAGUUCGACUGCUCCUUGGAGAUUAACUUCCAGGUAAACUGCAACACUUCGUACCUAAUGAGACAGUCAAGAGUCGAUGCCAACCCCAUGGGAAGGAUGGGUGAAUCACUUGGAACAUUCUAUUCCUUGUCUACUUUCUGCGUAUUGCUUUAAUUAUGUGCAGUGCUUUGUGUUGGUCUGCAGUGCUAGUGAGGUUAGAGCAGCUAGCUGGAAGGUUGGUUCGCAUCUGUUCUCCAGGACAUGCAGGCACUUCUAAAAUCCCAUGAAUCCUCUGCAAUAGAAGAGGUUUCGUUUCGGGCCGAUCGAGCCCAAUUCCCUUAAUGGAUUCCUUCGGGCCGAUUUGGUCGAUUAUUUUUAGUUCUGCCGACAAUUCUCAUAUUUGACAAAACGGCCUUUCCACCAGCGCACUAUCAGAGCCAACUAUAGUUAUGUCAGCACAACCUCUCCGCAUGCAUCCCUACUCCCCUUUCUCUCUCUCAUUCCCAACGUCUUUGGUUGUUUUGACCGGUGACAUGCCUCCGCAUUCACCUUUUAAUAAAACUUCAUUUUGAAUUAAUCAGUUUCCACUUUCUUUCUUAUCAUUGGAGGUUACGAAAACCAAGAAGCAUCAGUCGCAGAGUUCGUCCCGCCAUCAAGUCGGUCCAUGUCAUCGCGCAAGAAGUUUGACUUCUGGACUUGGUCAAAACACAGGAAAAUAGGCGCUUUAAGCCGCAUCGAACAAGCGUUUACACUGCGCUAG
This is a messenger RNA of Spirometra erinaceieuropaei, 16398 nucleotides long. NCBI's taxonomy places the organism in Eukaryota, Metazoa, Platyhelminthes, Cestoda, Diphyllobothriidea, Diphyllobothriidae. The record is from the annotation of a GenBank genome assembly.